AUGGCACUUUUGGAGGUGCUCCAGAGAAAACUAGUGAAAACUGGUGCUCUCAAUCGGCUUGUCCGUUUAUUACCACGUAUAUCGUUUGCUCUAACAAUAUGCUCCAUAAUAUUCAUGCUUACUUUGCCAAUGGAAGGACAGAAUAGGCACACUUAUAUCAGUGAGAAUGCGCUUAUGCCAUCACAGGCACAUCCAUUCUUCAGAGAAAGUGAAUGGAAUUUUGUUCGUGGCUAUAGAAAUGAAAUUAUUUCCAUGAUGCAUAUGCCAUUAGCUGCCAAAAACCAGGUUUUCGACGAUCUAUUGACAGAAAUGGGCUAUAAAACAGAAAUUUUGAAUUACACAGACCCAGAAACGGGAAUUGAAAAACCAACCUUAUAUGCAAUUUACCAUGUGCCCAAGGGUGAUGAUACUGAAGCUAUGGUUUUGACCGCUCCUUGGUAUAACCCGGAAGGCAAGUUCAACGUUAAUGCACUUGCAUUGAGUUUAGGUUUGGCUAAAUAUUUCCGGAGGUUGUCAAUAUGGGCAAAAAACAUUAUUAUCAUUUUUCCUGACAAUGGUGAUGACGUCUUAAGGAACUGGGUUGAUGCAUACCAUACCUCAUUGGACAAUACUGGUGGUAGUAUCGAGGCUGCUAUUGUUCUUGAUUGCCCGUCAUCAAAAGAUUACCUCGGGCAUCUUGAAAUAGAGUAUACCGGAGUCAAUGGUCAACUACCAAACCUUGAUUUGGUCAAUACUGCUAUAAUGGUUGCGGAGAAUGAGGGGGUCAAGGUCAGUGUCAAUGGCUGUCCCUUUGGACAGCUAUGGACAGAUGAUUAUUAUAGUAGAUUGUGUUCCUUGAUCAAUGGUAUAUUUGAAAUAGCUGGUGCUGGAAUAUCAGAAUCGCUUAAUGCGCAAUGUUUCAGUGGAUGGAACAUUCAAGCUAUAACGAUCCGUGCCAUAGACGGUGAUAGAAAUGAUAUCACAAACUUGGGCAGAAUUAUUGAAAGUACAUUCAGAAGUGUAAACAAUUUGCUUGAAAAGUUUCACCAAAGUUUUUUCUUUUACUUGCUACUUGGCCCAAAGAUCUUUGUGUCUGUUGGGAUGUAUUUACCAGCAGGUGGUUUGGCGGCUGCAGCCUUUGUGGUUGCAUCUGUCAAUGCUUGGGUUGGUGGUAAUGAUGCCAGUGCAGAUGUCAUUUCGAAAAUACAAAAUACUCUACUCAUAAAAACUAUUCCUUUGGUUGCUGCUUGCUUGACCGCUAUUGCCAGUAUCGCCAUAUGUGUUUUUGUUUCCUUAUACACAUCUGAUAUUUUUGAUCAAUCUAUGGAGUUUGACCCUUUUGACUUGACCUAUAAAUGGUUUGUUUUACCAUUGUUCAUUUCCUCUUUGGCUCCUGUUGUCUCAUAUUUUCUGUUAAGGGUCAAGAUUAGUUCAGAUUAUACUCGUGCUUUGAGUUUGAUUGUAUUAUUCUUCAUGGGUUAUGCAUUAGUCGGUCUGAUGGUUUUGAACUUCCCAUUGUCUUUUAUUAUUGCCAUCUGCGCAUCUCCACUCUGUUUCGUUAGAUACGCAUCUAAACCUAGUUUGAAAAGAAGAUUUCUCAAUAGCUUUUUUCUUUUGAUCAGUUGUCCAGCACUCUGGUUGAUUGUCUUUGGGCUCAUCAACAAGACAGACUUUGACCUUGAUAGAUUACGAAAUUUAUUUCAAUAUUUUGAAUUUCCUCUUUUACAAAAAGAAAUUCAAAAUGUCUUAGAUUACCUAGAGGAAACUGAUUCUCAAAUUUUACUCAGCGGUCCAGUGGAUUUAUUUGUUGGUUUGCUUAAGGGGUACAAUAGAGUUCAAUGUUGGACCUGGAUUUUUGUCUGCUUCAGUUGGUUACCUGUCUGGCUAUCAAUGAACCUUGUAGGUAGCGUCUACGUCUAUGACAAAAUCUCUGAUAAAGAGGUUGAAAAGAAGAAUCAAUAA
Pichia membranifaciens NRRL Y-2026 is the source of this 1941-nucleotide messenger RNA. RefSeq lists its product as hypothetical. The record is from RefSeq and is a predicted model, not a curated record. The transcript has a single exon. Gene Ontology annotation, biological process: attachment of GPI anchor to protein. Gene Ontology annotation, cellular component: GPI-anchor transamidase complex; membrane. NCBI's taxonomy places the organism in Eukaryota, Fungi, Ascomycota, Pichiomycetes, Pichiales, Pichiaceae. The coding region runs from base 1 to 1941 and encodes 646 amino acids.